This is a messenger RNA of Penicillium daleae, 1566 nucleotides long. RefSeq names its product DnaJ family domain-containing protein. The transcript has 2 exons. Bases 1 to 1566 code for a protein of 521 amino acids. The record is from RefSeq and is a predicted model, not a curated record. Lineage: Eukaryota; Fungi; Ascomycota; Eurotiomycetes; Eurotiales; Aspergillaceae.
AUGCCGGCGUCACAAAUUUGGAGUGCUCAGUUGUGUCGAGCAGCUGUACGUGCAUCAAGAGGUACAGCUCCCGCGGCCAGGCACUUCUCGGCAUCGUGUCAACGAAGACAACAGACUACGGCGUCUUCCUCGGCGCAGAUAGAAGAUAAUCGCAAAGAUGAUACCGCACAUGAGGAGGAGAAGGAAGAAGGGGCCAUGGCCCGCCGCUUAUCACAGAUGACCGAGGAUGCGAUCCUCGAAGGUGGACGGUCAGCGCAGCGCAACAUUGAGCAUGCGGGGUUCUCAGAGGAACUGAAAAGACAACUGGAAGAACGAGUCAAAGCAGCUUCUUUCAAGAGUGAAUAUGCAGCGGCACAUUCGGUUCUCAAUAUGCCGGCCAGCGCGGGCCAAGGAACACGCGAGACAGCUAUAGCCCCAGGAUGGACAGGCACAGAAAGCUUCCAAGACACAGCCCUUCGCAUGCUCGACGACGCUAGCAAACCAAUCCGAACACCAUACAAGAUCCCCCAACCCGUGAAUCUCCAACCCACCCCCAAACCCAAGCACUCAACCGGCUCCCGCCUCGCCUCCGCCAAAGAUCGCACGUCUAAAUACGCAUUAAGCCAAGACCCCGGGCUCUCCGAAGACCAACGUGCAGCUAUGCGGCGAGAAAUGAGAGAAAAGUUAAUGCCUGGCGCACACGCCAUGCCCAUAUCCAUCCAGGGCCUAUCAUCACUCGCGAACGAGCGGAUCGAAGACGCCAUUGCGCGAGGACAAUUUGAUAAAAUCAAGCGUGGGAAGGGCGUUAAUACCGAGACGGAUCAUAAUGCGAAUAGUGCGUUCAUCGAUACGACGGAGUACUUUAUGAACAAGAUUAUUCAGAAGCAGGAGAUUGUGCCGCCGUGGAUCGAGAAGCAGCAGGAACUUGCAUCCGAGUUGAGCCGGUUUCGACAGCGGAUACGUACCGAGUGGAGGAGACAUGCUGCGAUGUUGAUUGCCAGCCAGGGCGGGUCCUUGGAAGCGCAGAUGCAGCGGGCUAUGGGGUAUGCUGCGGCUGAGGCGCGCUUAGUUGAGAAAGCGAAGAUGGAAGCUGCACUUCGGGAUAAUCAGAGUGAAGAUGUGGUUUCUGAGAUUGCAUCUGAUGGACGGAUUGUGUCGAAGCCUGCAUCGACUGAGGCUUCGACUGAUUCUACUAAUGAAGAGGUGGAGGAUAUUCUUCAUCUUCCACCACUGCGCGAUGACAAUUACAUGGCCAUUGAACGCUCCUACCACGAGCUUGCUGUAAAACAACUCAACACCAUUGCCCGCUCAUACAAUCUCCAAGCGCCGCGCUCCGCUCAGAAACCAUAUGUCAAUCUCGACCGCGAGCUCAGGUCCUGCUAUGCCGAUAUUGCUCCACAACUGGCGGAGGAGAUACGACGACGCGCAACAGAGCGUGCACGCCCUUCGGUAUCUGUGCCUGCUCCAAGGUCGAGUGUGUUGGGGUCACUAGGCCCGUCACAGUCAGCGCAUGUCUACGAGGAGGAUAAAGACAAGGUUUAUGGAAUGAAGGAACUCUGGAGAGAUUUAUUCUCUAACAAGGGAUAA